This is a messenger RNA of Brassica rapa (field mustard), 2352 nucleotides long. RefSeq names its product ubiquitin carboxyl-terminal hydrolase 13. The record is from RefSeq and is a predicted model, not a curated record. Lineage: Eukaryota; Viridiplantae; Streptophyta; Magnoliopsida; Brassicales; Brassicaceae.
UUUCACGAUUUGCCAAUUUCCAAUUGUUGCAUUUCCGACAAGGACAGAACAUUUUACAACUUUUUUAGGUGAGCGGUGUGGAAUCUGCUUGAUGUAUGUCUCCAGUCCCGUAAGGUAUUCUUUCGUCACUCUCCUGUUACCAUCUCUAUGCAUAUACAUCCAUCUCCGCAACUCGAAAAUAUUCCCGGAGUCCGACAUUUUUUUUUCUUUCACGUUUUUUUUCUUGUUGGUGUGUUCAAAAUGAUGUUCAAACGUCCAUAUUUAUAAGAAAUUUUUGAGUCUGGUAGUUGUAAUUUUUCUAGGAAUUUACGACAAAAUUUAGUUAAGUGGCCGAAAAAACGUGUUAGAACUACAAAGUUGGUGGAUUCAAAAUUUCCUCGCUAAGUAGACGUAAAAUAUUUCCUCGUAAAGUACACGCUACAUUUACGUUGAGUUUACGAAGAAAGCGUAUUUCCUUGUAAAAGCCACGUGAAGUUACAUCGACUUUACGAUGAAAUGAUUUCGUCGUUAUUUUACGACGAAAUAACGCUGAUUUUAUAUUUCCUCGUAAGUUUUUCGUAAAGUGGACGUAAAUUUACGAGGAUUACUUUUUUCGCUAAAUUUCCUCGCUAAACUUGUGUUUUCUUGUAGUGAUUGUUUCACAAUAUUAUAUACUAUACUUCAUAGGUGAAGUGAAAUGGACCUCAAAAUCUAUUUAUUAUAUUUUUGUUUAUAAAGAAAAUGAGUGAUAGCCUAAGUUACAGAAAAGAAAGAAACUGAGUGUUAAACCUUUAAGCAAAAAAAAAAAGAGUGUCAUGGAAAACGAACCCGACACUUUAUCGGAUCCGACGCAACGAUGCAACUUUCAUUUUAAAUAUAUAAGCCAAUCGAUAAAAAAUACUAAAAGUUAAUAGACGCAUUUGCAUUCUAGGUCAACUCUCAUGAAUCUAAGAACUAUGGUCCGAAUGGUGAUCGCGGGUUGAGUGGUGCGGGACAAGCGGUUUAAUUGCGGUGCGGUUCUAACAGUUAUAAAAAUGUAUAGAUAUAAGGUAUAUAUAAAAAAUUUUGUUACUGUAGUUGAGGGGCGAGACGGGAAACUGGUUAGCAUUUGAAGUCUAUAUCUUAUUGGUUUUUCUUUUCUAUUCUGAAAGUACAUUUCUCAUUUUGGUAAAUUAGAUCCGGUAGCCACCAAAAACUUUGUUAUAAUUCACAGACUAGUUUGUUGCUAAAAAAAAAAAAUUCACAAACUAACCAAAAAGUCAAAAUAAUAUUUUUGUAUAUUAUAUUUUUUUCUCUUUCUUCUCUAUUAGUUAUAUUUCUUCUUUCUUUUCUUUUUUGUUCUUUUAUUUUUAUGUUAAUAGGAUUUAGUAUUUAGAAGGUUGGAUUUGAUUAGAAUUUGAAGUAAAGUUUAUGAUUAUAAUAUUUAUGGAGUUUCUAUUAAUUAACUUUACAUACUAUUUUAUAUGAUGUUUAACUUUAUUACUUACGUAUAUAAAUGGAAUAGAACAUCUAUUUGUAGAGAAUCUAUACUAUGUAUUCUACAUGAAAAGUAAACUUUUUAUUUUGUCUUCAUCAUUGUUUGUCGUCUGCAUCGUUGUUCUUCCAUCUUCUGUUUAAGAAAUAGAACUUCUGUAUGUGGUAAUUAGUUAAAUAUCGUUAUUUUAUAUGCAUCAUUUAACUUUCAAUAUUGUAAUUUUUAUCUUGUUCGAUCCAUAGAUCUUCUUAAUCGUCGAAGAUAUUAUUUUCUUUCUCUCUCUCACCGGAAACUUGAAAAUAAAAUGGGUAAUACCGGAUAAAAAUUGUCAACAUUGUUAUGGAUUUAAUUAUGUCAAAAUCAAUGUUAUAUUCUUAAUUUUAUGAGAAUUUGGUUAGUUCGCAAAUUCACCCUUUCAUUUUUUGUGAAAAAGAAGAGAAAAAAAAAUGAUUCUCAUUUGAGGCUGUGCAAUAUUCUUGACCAUAAGAUUGUCGAGAUUAUCCCAAACUCAGAGUAUAUAAAAGAUGUGAGUAUGACAAACUUACAAGCUGAAGAGGUCCAUGAAGUUGAGAGUUCAACUGAUAUCGUUGUUCCAGUUUGUCACAUUGAAUCAUCUACCGCUGAACUUGGUGAUGCAUUGGGUUGGAAGGCUUUUGGUGAUCUCUUCCUCUUUGUGUUGCACAAAGGUGAUACUCUUCAAGAGAUCAAGAUAUGUAUCCAACAAGAGCUUCACGUUGGAAAUGAAGAAUUUACCAAGGUUUAUAUAUAUAUAUAAGUGAAAUGUUUAUAAUUGUGAAGGAUAUGUACUUGUAUUUUAGGCGAUCCUCACACGCAAGAAUGUUGAUUUUAGGUUGUGUUCAGUGCUUUUUUUUUAAUUAUAUAUAUAUUAUUAAAACAUA